Oncorhynchus kisutch (coho salmon) is the source of this 1522-nucleotide messenger RNA. RefSeq lists its product as uncharacterized. The record is from RefSeq and is a predicted model, not a curated record. Lineage: Eukaryota; Metazoa; Chordata; Actinopteri; Salmoniformes; Salmonidae. The coding region runs from base 102 to 1313 and encodes 403 amino acids. The transcript is spliced from 7 exons.
UAUUUUCAUGAUCUUCCAAGGAAUUCUGUAGAAGCAGCCUUUAUUUUCAGACUCUGCAGGCCUGCUGGGAGGAAACAUAUUACAAUAAACAGAAGAAGCUCAUGGUCCACUAUCUGCUGCUCCAGAGUCAAGGCCAGGUCCCUCCCCAUGUCACCACGGAGCACAUGAGCAACUGGCUGGUGUCUCAGGGCAAAAAAUCCCUUAGGGAGAGGGUGUGGAAGGAAACCCUGGAGGAAGGAAACGACCUCGCUCGGCUGGCCUGGGAAGUAAACACUUGCCUAAAAAUGAUGAACAUAGAGCACGAGGCUUUCUGCAAGCUCCGCCGCUCCAUGCACCCCACCUCGCCAGCUGACAUCGAUCCUAAGGUCCACAGCAUCGUGGAGAGAGCUGUGAGGAGCAUUCUGGGCGAGCAGUCCAAAGAGCCCAGUAGCAACCUGCUCAGCCCAUCUCAGGUGGUGGUGGAGGUGGUGCCCAGGCUACUCCUGGCCCUGUGGCUUCAGCCAGAGGAAGGCCAUUCAGAGCACCCAAUCCUUAUAAGCGGGAUGGCCGUGGGCAUGGUGGCGGCCGUAGUGGAGAAGCUCUCCUGCAUGUUAAAGGACCCUUCCCCUCACAUCCCUUUCUCCCGGGCUGCUGCUUUUGACUCUGUGUGGUCGAUCCUCGGGAGAAUCAGUCAGUCCUUCUCCACCGAUGACCUGCAGAGCCCUUUUUAUACGAGCUCUGUUUGUGCCUUUGUGGCGGACGAGGUGCAGAGCUGCUUCCAGCCCCCUGCAGCCACCCUACCAGUCCCCACUGUCUUCGCGGUUGUAGACAUCACCACUAACACAGAGACAGAUCAGGCUUCUUUCCACCUGAAUGUUGUGGACAUCACCAGUAACACAGAGGCAGACCCAGGUUCUUCCCAUCUGAAUGUUGUGGACAUCACCUCUAACACAGAGGCAGAUCCGGCUUCUUCCCACCUGAAUGUUGUGGACAUCGCCUCUAAUACAGAGGCAGACCCGGCUUCUUCCCACCUGAAUGUUGUGGACAUAACCCCUAAUACAGAGGCAGAGCCCAUCUCUUCCCUCUUGGAGGUUGUGGACGUCACACCUGAAGAAAGGACUCUCACGAUGGCCGUCUUCGCCACUCUGCCAGCUGACAUCCAAGCAGAGGAUGUUGCUGUGGUCAUCCCGGAUGUCACCCCACACGUCACCAAGGACAUAACACUGGAUGUUCCAUGCAGAGCUAGGAAAGGGGCAGUCCGGCAAUUAUUUUGCAGGCUUUGGAGGGCAGUGUGCUGCUGCGCCUGCCACAAGGAAGAGGAGGAACAAUAUUAAUUAUUCAUCACACCUGCAGAAAAGGGAUUGAACCAUAGAGCAUUAAAUGAUUCACAUUAUAAUUGAACUCAAUUCUGCUUUUCUUCUGUUUACUACUUAAUUUCUUAACUUUUCUAUAAACUUUCACUUUGCAAGUGUGGAUUAGGUUGUGUAAAUAAGUGGGACACAUCCCAAUGUUGAUGCUUUGAAUAAUUUGCUUUGUACAUUUA